This is a messenger RNA of Bactrocera oleae (olive fruit fly), 6088 nucleotides long. RefSeq names its product cubitus interruptus (gene ci). Gene Ontology annotation, cellular component: nucleus. NCBI's taxonomy places the organism in Eukaryota, Metazoa, Arthropoda, Insecta, Diptera, Tephritidae. Gene Ontology annotation, molecular function: RNA polymerase II cis-regulatory region sequence-specific DNA binding; DNA-binding transcription factor activity, RNA polymerase II-specific. Gene Ontology annotation, biological process: regulation of transcription by RNA polymerase II. The record is from RefSeq and is a predicted model, not a curated record.
GCAAACAUUGCAGAUACAAGUUGUUUGCGCUUGCAUCCAUGCUCGAUUUCCUGAUAUUCAGUACGACCAUAACAUAAGUAAAAGGUGCACGCACGCGCUUAGAUUGUCCACUUUUGUCACAUACACAUAUAUUUAUUUAUAUACAUUCACAAACCUAUACGUACACUUCGCUUUCUUAUUUAUUAAACAGCGCUGGAUUUAAUACUACAUACACAUAUUAAAAUCAACUCGUCAAUAUUAAAAUGUUUGAACAUUUUACUUGUGUUAUUUAAAAAAGCCGAAUAUAUGCAAAACAACAAAAAUAAAUAAAAUUUCAAUAGUGCAUUAAAACUAAAAUUUAGUUAUAUGGACUAAAUGUUAAAAUAUAAAUGCAAAACAUUAAUGUAAAGCAACGAUUAAACCACAAUCAAAUUUAUCCGCAAUCCAAAAGGAGACUAUCCGCCGGCAAAACGUUUAUGUUCAUACAUACUUACAUAUAAGUACAUAUAAUCAUUACAUAUCACAAGUGCGAUGUCAAUCAUUUUCAUUUAUUUUAAAUAAUUAAAUGGUACAUGUGCAUGAAGAUGUACUUACGUAUGCCACUGCCUGAUUGCCGAAAUUGUGAAAAAAAUACAAAAUGAUGUGUAAUAUCUCUGUUAGAAGCUAACGGAUUUUGAAGUGAAGUUAUAGAAUAUAUGUAUGUACGUGUACGAGUACAAAAAAGGACAAAUAUAGAUGAAAUUAUAUGAUCAACUCGAUAAGCAUUCAUAAUCAUCAUUAAAUAUCACGGAAACAUUCCUUCACAUAGCAGCAUAUAAAUUUACAAAACAAUUAGUCGCAUGACUUCAUUAAAAAGGGAUGGAUGCUUAUACAUUACCAACAUACUUUCCAUUGGCUACCUAUUCAGAUCUACAAUUUCUGGCUUCGCGACGGGUAGCUGCAGUGGCCGCUGCAGCAACUGUGCUGCCCCCGCCUCCGCCACUACCGACCUCAGUUGUGACUGCUACGAACUCCACAAACGUCAAUUGCACCAGCGGUUGCAAUGGCAAUCCAAAUAGUGGUGCGGAUGAGUGCAAUCCUGCCGAGAGCCGCAACGUGCAAAUGUCUCUGGACGUCACGAGCAUGGCUGCUGCUGCACACCAUCACUCCCUCCCACAUCAUAACACUCACGGUGCUGUACCACGCCCUACAGGCCAACCACACGAUUUCCAUCCAGCCUACAGAAUUCCAAGCUACAUGGAACACUUGUACUCACUCCAACGUACCAGUCCUACUGCAUCUUUUCAUGAUCCAUAUACAGGCUGUCCUUCAACAUUUCAUUUAACAGGCCUGACCCUCAACUCUGGUGAUUAUUUAGGUGCUCGUGCUGUUAGCUCCCUGGGUGAUCUACAUCCAGCAACGGCGGCAGCUGCAGCAGUAGCUGCCAAUUCUUUAACAAGUACUGACUUUCAUUUUAGCGUCGAUGGAUCCCGGAUGAAUAGUUCACGAGCGGGAAGUUUACGAGCCAGCAUUAGUCGGAAACGUGCUCUUUCCUCCUCGCCAUAUUCGGAUUCCUUCGAUAUAAAUUCAAUGAUUCGAUUCUCGCCAAACUCAUUGGCCACAAUUAUGAAUGGCUCGCGCUCCAGCAGUGCCGCUAGUGGAUCGUACGGUCACUUAUCAGCUGGUACUAUUAGUCCAGUUCCUCAUUUGCAACAGCUACAAGCCCAUUUACUACGCGCGAGUGCUGGUCUACUUCAUCCUAUGCCAUCACAUCAAGCUGCAGCUGCCAGUAUGUUUGCUAUGGGACAUAUACACCCACUGCAAUCAGCAGCAGCUGCAGCAGCCGCUGUCGCAGCAACAGUUGCAAACAAUGGUGUUGGUAGCACAAGCAACUCUGGAAGAAUGUCACAAAUCCAAAAAAAUAAUGUUAGUGACAUAGUAAAUACGACAAAUCCAAGCACCAUCUCAAACGAACACAUAUUAAAUAGAAAAAAACAUUAUGAAGACGUGGCAUUAAACAAUAAAACUAAGCCUGAGCUGCCGACUUCAACAUCAAGUGGCGUAGCACAAGUUGAAGCGGAUAGUGCGACAUCAAAUGCACUCCUGCGUCGGAGCAAAAUCAUCAAGAGUCCACUGGCACCCUGCUCUAAUAAUGUUCAGUGUAAUACAACAACGACAACAACGCCACACAGCGACUAUGAGUGCCCCAUUGUCGACACUACCGACAUAAAAGACGAACCAGGUGAUUUUAUAGAAACCAACUGUCAUUGGCGUGAUUGUGGUAUAGAGUUCGUGACGCAGGAAGAGUUAGUUAAACAUAUUAACAAUGAUCACAUACAGACCAAUAAAAAAGCGUUCGUAUGCCGAUGGAUUGAAUGUUCUCGUGGAGAAAAGCCUUUUAAAGCCCAAUAUAUGUUAGUUGUACAUAUGCGGCGCCACACUGGGGAAAAGCCGCAUAAAUGUACGUUCGAGGGUUGCUGCAAGGCAUAUUCCCGUCUUGAGAAUUUAAAAACCCAUUUACGUUCACAUACAGGCGAGAAGCCUUAUACCUGUGAGUACCCUGGUUGCAGUAAAGCCUUUAGCAAUGCAAGUGAUCGCGCUAAGCACCAAAAUCGCACGCACAGCAAUGAGAAACCAUAUAUAUGUAAAGCGCCAGGAUGUACCAAACGCUAUACCGACCCUAGUUCUUUACGUAAACACGUGAAAACAGUGCAUGGUGCCGACUUUUAUGCAAGCAAAAAACACAAGGGGUCUUCCAACGAAGAUGAUAAUGGUGGUGUAGAUGGGCAUGGUAUUACCAGCAGUGUGCUUGGUUCAAAUGGUUUAAAAUCUUCGUUACAUACGCAUCUUCAUAACCAAAAUCAUCCUCAAAUUGAUUCAAGCCCUCGUAGUGAUGACAUGCACUCGGGCAAAACAAACAGCAUUUCCAGUCCAAGCAUCAAAUCGGAAUCUGAUGCUAAUUCACCAGAUCACAGCCCCAAUGGGACGGAGGGAAAUCAGCUAUUGGUACAGAAGUCACAAUUACGAUCGACCGGUAAUAUUCAUGACAACGAAAAUUCUGCUUCAGGAUCUGGUUUUAUAGCUGACGAAUUUCAAUUGAGCUCUGUAGCUCCGCUUGAUGAGGGUUGGGAGUAUGACGAAGAUUUGGAAGUUGAGGACUUGCCAUAUGUUUUGCGCGCUAUGGUAAGCAUUGGUAGUGCGGUCAAUACCGGAAAUGGUGGCUGCGGAAAUAUAAGUAGUGCGAUGGGAGGCGGUGGUGGUGCAAGCGGAGUUCUUGGUGGAACUCUGUCGCGGCAGCGUCUUCGGAGUCGAUUACAGUCAAAAGGUAUAAAUUUGGGUUCAGUGAUGUUAUCAAACAUUCCUGAAGUACGUCGAAAUGUUGGCAUAGGAAUUGGUGAAUUAAAUCAAAGGAUAAAUAAUUUAAAAAUGGAGCCAACCACUUCUCCCAUGUCGGCGCCGAGCACAGAUUACAUGUCGAAAAUGACAGGAAGUCAUACAACUGAGCUUCAGACCCGUUUACAACAACAACAAUUAAGACGUGAUAGUCAAAAUUCCAAUGCUAGCACUUACUAUUGCAGUAUGCAGAGUAGGCGAAGUAGCCAAUCUUCUCAGGUGUCUUCUAUAUCGACUAUGAGACCAACACAUAACACAGGCUCUUUCUAUGAUCCUAUAUCGCCAGGCUGUUCGCGACGAUCAAGCCAACUUUCAAGUAUAACUUCUGGUGUUUUAGGCGGCUGCAGUAGUAAUUAUAAUGGUAAUGGUAACACUAAUGUGAACUCCAACAGCAAUAUCAAUAAUACUUUAAUCAUUGACAAUGGCCCUGCAAAGAACUUGAUGUUUAACAAUUCAACUGCCGCUACUGAUAAUUCCCUGUGCAAUAAUAUAAUGCAAUUGAACGGAAACAAUGGGAACAGCAACAGUUUGCCACCACCGCCAUCCUCGCAUUUGAUAUCAUCACGUUUGCGUCUUCACAGCAAAAAUUAUCAACAUAAAACUCCACCUCGCGACCGUGGUCGUAACUCCAUACCAAACCUUCUAUUUCCACAACUCAUUCAAGAGCAUUGUAAUUCAUGCUCAAUGUUGAAAUCUUCUCAAGGACAUUUACGGCGUCGUCAAUCUGAGCCUAUAAGGACAAAAAACAAUCAGUGUUCAUCCCCCCCACCGACUUACAUUCCAGUUGUUCCGUACGAAAUGCCCAGCAAAACUCCCGCAACUAAUGGCAUAGAAAUAGAAGGCAGUCCAAAUAAACUGAAAACAAUUAAUUGUGUUGUAGAAAAGCCUAUCGCUUCAUCUCGUGAACAUCAUCCAAACGAAAGAGUUAAUCUGGAUGAAGUUGAAGAAGAUGAACUUAUUGAGAAUAAAUUGGUAUUACCAGAUGAAAUGCUUAUAUAUCUUAAUCAAGUAGCCGAUAAACCAUAUCCAAGUCAGCAACAGGGACAAAGAAGCCAACAGCCAUUACAAACGAAACCAAAAGAAAUAGAAAGUGAUGUUGUGAAAGAAGCGUGCCCAUCAGCUUCUCCCGCCAUGUACCCAAAGAGGCCCGCUUUAACUUGCGUAUCACAAAACCAAACAACAAUGGGUCAAAUGAUGUCUCCUUCAUCUGAUUAUUGUGUGACGGCAAUGGGAAGUUCCAACCGAACCGCCAAUUAUGAUAUUUGUAGUCCUCAAGCACUUAAUCCAACGUACAACUACUAUCGCGCCAACUCACAAGUAGCAGAUCCUCACGAUAUGGAAUAUAACUGUUAUAACAAUUCAACAAAUGACAGGAUCCUAGCUAACCAAUUGCAUCAGCAACAGCAGCCGCAACAGCAAUGCGAACAUCAUUUGGCAAUUAACUACUUCCGCAUGGAGAAUUUGAAUAAUCAUUCUAGAGUACACAAUUCAAAUUUACCAGAACAGUAUCAGCACCAACAGCAUUCUCAAUUUCAACAACAGCAACUGCCACAACAAGAAAAUACAGCUAUUUGCGUCGAUUCAUCAAUGACCAGUUUACCAGAAACUAAAGAAGACAAUAUUCCAAAACCUUGCGCUGAGCAGAUUACAACACUUGGAGCUGUGAGUGUAAAUAAUAACAUAUUUUACCGAGUACCUAGCACUGAGCGACAGUUUCAGCAACAACAGCAAAUGCAGCAUCUUCAAGAGCCAGCUUUAGCAUUAUUGAGUGAUCCAGUCAGCAAAUUAGCUGUUGCCGAAAUUCAGUGCGGCGAUAUCAGCCAAUCCCAAAUGUCACCCAUAUUGGAAUCACGGCAACAAAACCCACCAACUAAAGUUAUAAUGGCAGCAAACACUACAACACAAACGGCUGUUACCACCACUAUGACCAUGCAAUCAAUAUUGACCAAUCAAACCCAGGUAGGCCCAGCAGUCGGACAUUUCAUAAACAACUUUCCAAGAACAACAAUAACAACAGUAGCAGCAUCCACUACUGAAUUGCGUGGAAAUAGUAGAAAUAAUGGACAAAAUGUGCCCUAUAUUCCAAACGACACAUCGAUCGCUAAUGGCGGCAUGCGUUUCGAUACAUACCAACGCACACUUGAAUAUGUGCAGAAUUGUCAAAACUGGUUACAUACUAACGAUUCCAGCACACAUUGCAAUAACAAUCAGGACAAUGAAAGGCCCGAUUACGAGCAAAACGCCCAGCAAGCUGUUAGCAGUUCAACACAUCCCAGCAAUAAUAUGAUAAUCAACGACAUGACCACGUCGUUGAGCUCGCUACUUGAAGAGAACAGAUAUUUUCAACUCUUGCAAUGAGUAUGAAAUAUAUACAUAUAUAUACACACUCUUACUUAUUAAAUUGGCCACUAUAAGUGCGUAUAAAUCUUAGAAAGUUCAAACAUAAGGCAAAAAGUAAAUUUUUAUUUUUUCCUAAUAUUAUUUUCAUGUGUUAUGUCAAAACAAAAGUGAAAUAUGUGACAGGGUUUUCUGUGGAAUAUGAAAUCCGGUCGGCCUCUCAUGUAAUUAAUGUCCUUCUUUACCAUGCUAAAUAGUCAUGUGUAUACUUGUAUUCAUUAAUUAUUUUGAAAAUUUAAUCUUUGUUUUUGUUACCACGUUCGCUCUCUUAAUAUGCUCUAGGGUUGUAAGAGCAUAAUAAAAACCUAUAACUAGUUUCGGUUUGUAUUUACACAAUAUA